GAUAAUAAAUGAAUCACGAAGACAGAAGGGAAAGCAAGCAGAGCGAAUCUGGUUCACGCAACCCGUCCCAGAGUCCAAGAACAAAGAACAAAGAACGAACUGUUGCAGUGUAACUCUUGCCAUGCUGGAAAGUUAGGAGAGAGCCAGAAUUUGGGAGAAAGAAGGGAAUGUACGACAGCUCUGAAUCCGAAUCGGUAUUUGAGCGUAACAGAAUGGCGGGUGGCGAUGAGGAGAGGUCCUUUAAGAGCUGGGCCAAACAAACUGAGGAGAGCUAUCAGCUGCAGCUUGCACUCGCCCUUCGACUCUCUUCUCAGUCCGCUUCUUUCUCGGAUCAUCUCUCUACCUCUCCCUCUUCUCAGACACUCUCGCACCACUUUUGGGUAAAUGGUUGUUUGCAAUACACUGACAAAAUUCUUGAUGGCUUUUACCUAAUCCAUGGGAUGGAUGCAUAUACAUGGUCUAUAAGUACUGAUCUGCAGAAUGUUGGUAUGAUUCCAUCAUUUGAAUCACUGAUGUCAGUUGAACCUAGUGAUGACUCAUCGAUCGUAGUGGUUGCUAUCGAUAAAUCUAGAGAUCCUGGUUUAAGAGAACUGCAAAGUAGGGUAGUAAGUCUUUCAAAUAACUGGAUCACAACGAGAGAUGCAACUGACCAGCUUGCAAAUCUUGUUUGCAGUAGGAUGGGGGGAGGAUCUUUAACUGAGGAAAAUUUAGGUACACGCUGGAAGGAAUGCACCCAACUUCUUAAAAGCUGUCUGCAUUCUGUCAUUCUUCCUCUUGGAAGCUUACCCAUCGGCCUUUGUGUCCAUCGAGCAUUGCUGUUUAAAGUGUUAGCUGACUUAAUCAAUUUACCAUGCCGUAUUGCUAAGGGCUGCAAGUAUUGUAGGGAGGAUGUGGGUGCUUCAUGUAUAGUGCAAUUUGGUUCUGACAGGGAGUAUAUGGUUGAUUUAGUUGGGAGGCCUGGGGCAACUUACCAACCUGAUUCUUCACUGAAUUCUGCAUCUUCAAUGUUGGUCCCUUCACCAUUAUGUCAUCCAAAGUUCAAGCCGGUUGAAACAGCUGAAUAUACAAAGACACUAGCUCAAUUGUAUUUCUUGGACAGUCAAGCAUUGCAUCUUGUAUUUGAUACCACAUCAGGACCUGCUGUUAAUCAUAGUGACAGAAUGGAUCUACAACAAACUGAUGCUUUGGGUGCAAAUUAUGCUGGUGGAAACAACCAUCUGAUUGCUUUGAUUCCUGGUGCAGAGGAAGAUGAGUCUUUCAAUGAAGCAGAGCAGCCAGUAAUGGAUUAUCCAAGUCACGAAGUUGAUCUUGACAAAGAGGAUCUGGAUAUUCCAUGGAGUGAACUUAUUUUGAAGGAGAACAUUGGCACAGGGUCAUUUGGAACUGUUCUUCGUGCAGAUUGGCGUGGUUCCGAUGUUGCUGUGAAGAUUCUUAAAGUGCAAGGUUUUGAUCAUGAGCGAUUUGAAGAAUUUCUGAAGGAGGUCUCUCUCAUGAAGCGUCUACGGCAUCCAAAUAUUGUACUUUUGAUGGGUGCAGUUAUUCAACCACCAAAGUUAUCAAUAGUAACAGAAUAUUUGUCAAGAGGCAGUUUGUAUGAACUUCUCCACAUGCCCAAUGUUGGAUCAUCACUUAGUGAGAGACGUCGUUUAAGUAUGGCUUAUGAUGUGGCAAGUGGAAUGAAUUAUCUUCAUCAAAUGAGACCUCCCAUUGUUCAUAGAGAUUUGAAGUCUCCAAAUCUUUUGGUUGAUGAUUCAUACACUGUUAAGGUGUGUGACUUUGGCCUUUCACGUACAAAGGCAAACACGUUUCUUUCAUCUAAAACAGCAGCUGGGACUCCUGAAUGGAUGGCACCCGAAGUCAUCCGAGGUGAACUGUCAAAUGAAAAAUGUGAUGUAUUCAGCUUUGCUGUAAUCUUGUGGGAACUAGUGACCCUGCAACAACCAUGGAGACUAUUAAAUCCUUCACAGGUUGUUGCAGCAGUUGGUUUUAUGGACAAAAGGUUAGAGAUUCCAAGACAAGUGAAUCCUGAUGUGGCUGCCUUGAUUCAGCUCUGCUGGGCAACGGAACCCUGGAGACGACCUUCUUUUUCUUAUAUUAUGAAAUGUUUGCGGCAAAUAAUUGUUGAUGCUGAAGGGUGAAUAAGUUCAUGCUGAUAUACAGAAGACAAAUAGCAAUAUUGAACAAGGAAAUAAACGAGAUUACAAUUUAUUAAGGACUUUGUUGUUGCUGAAGAACUAAACCGUAUCGUUUUAUAAAGUAACCUGCUACCAACUUUUGUUGCAUGUGUUAUUUAUAUAAUUAUUAUUCACACCAUUUAUGACAGGUCUGGAAUGUGAUUAGAAUGUAUGAUUCUGGAAUGUAUUUAGAACUUAUAUGUAUAUUUUUAUCUUUUAUGAGUCUCAUUCCUAUA
Messenger RNA from Cajanus cajan (pigeon pea), 2410 nucleotides. RefSeq names its product serine/threonine-protein kinase CTR1. Gene Ontology annotation, biological process: protein phosphorylation. Lineage: Eukaryota; Viridiplantae; Streptophyta; Magnoliopsida; Fabales; Fabaceae. Gene Ontology annotation, molecular function: protein serine/threonine kinase activity; ATP binding. The record is from RefSeq and is a predicted model, not a curated record.